Messenger RNA from Knipowitschia caucasica, 6486 nucleotides. The record is from the annotation of a GenBank genome assembly. Lineage: Eukaryota; Metazoa; Chordata; Actinopteri; Gobiiformes; Gobiidae.
AUGUUUUGUGGGUGGGUGGGUUUUGGAUUGGGUGGGAUGUGGUUGGGGGUGGGGGAUGGGUGUUAUUGGGGGGGGGGGGGGGGGGGUUUUGUGGUGGGGGGUGGGGGGGGGUGUGGGUUGGGUGGGGGGGUGGGUGGUGGGGGGGGGGUGGUUUGUUGGGUGUUGGGGGGGGUGGUGUUGGUUGGGGUAAUGGUGGGGGGUUUGGGUGGGUGUUGGGGGGUUUUUUGGUUGGGGGUGUGUGGGGGUUGUGAGUGUUGGGUGGGGGGGGGUGGGUUGGGGGGGGGAGGGGUUUGGGUUGUGGUGUGUGUGGGGGUGGGGUGUGGGUUGGGGGGGGGUGGGUGGGGGGUGGGGUGGGGGGUUUGGUGGUGGUGGGUGGUGGUGGGGGUGGGGGUGGGUGUGGGGGGGUGGGUUGGUAGGGGGUGGGUUUUUGGGGUUGUGGGGGUUUGGUUGGUUGAAGGGGGGGGAUGGGGUGGUGGGUUGUUUUGGGUUGUUUUGGUGGGGGGGGGUGUGGUUGGUUUUGUGGGGUUUGGUGGGUGGGUGGGUAAGUGGGGGUUAGGGGGGUGGAUGUGGUUGUUGGUGGGUGGUGGUUGGGUGUUUGAUGUUGUGGGGGUGGGGGUUGGUGGGGGUGGUGGGGUGUGGUGGGGGGUUUGUGGGUGGUUUGGGUUUGGGUGGGGUGGGGGUGGUUGUUGGGGGGGGGGGGGGGGGGGUGGAUGGUGGUUGUUGGUUGUUUUGGUUGUUAGGGGUGGGGGGGGGGGGGGGGUGGAGGUUUGGGGGGGGGUGUGUAUGUGUGUUUGGUAUUAUGGGGUUUGUGGGGGGGGGUGGUAUGAGGGUUUGGGGGUGGUUGGUGUGGUGAGGGUGGUAUUGGGGGAGGGUGGGGGGGGGUUUGUGAGAAGAACGGGGUGGUGGGGUGGGGAGGGGUUGGGGGUGUGGGUGGGGGGGGGGUGGGGUUGGGGGGGGGGUUGGUGGUUGGUGGGGUGGGUGUGUAGUGGUGUGGGUAUGGUGUUGGUUGUGGAGGGUGGGGUGUGGGGGGGGGGGGUUGUGGGGGUUUGUGGGGGGGGGGGGGGGGGGGUGGGUGGGUGGUGUGGUAGGGGGGUGGGGGUUUUUGUGUGGGGGUUUUUGGGUGUAUGGGGGGGGUUGGGGUUUGGGGGGGGGGGGGGGUGGGGGUGGGGGUUGGGUGUGUGUGUGGGUUGGGGUGGGGGGUUUGGGGGUUUGGGGGGGGGGGGUGGUGGGGGGGGGGUGUGGGUGUGGGUGUUGGGGGGGUGGUGUGUGGGGGGGGGUGUAUGGGUGGGGGUUGGGGGGGGUGAGGUUGGGUGGUUGUUGGGGGUGUGGUGGGUUUGUGUGGUUUUUGUGUUUGGGGGGGUGGGGGGGUUGGGGGGGGUUGGUGUGGUGUGGUUGGGGUUGGGUUGGGGGUGGUGGGGGGGGGGUGUGGUUGGGGGUGGGUGUGGUUUGUGGGGGGGGUGUGGGGGGGUGUGGGGGUGGUGUGGGGUGUUUGGUUGGGGGGGGGGUUGGGGGGGGGGGGUGGGGGGUGGGGGGUUGUUGGGGGGGGGGGGGGUGGGGUUGUUUGGGGGGUGGUUUAGGGUUGGGGUGUGUUUUGGAUGGGGGGGGUGGUUGGGGGUGGGGGUGGGGGGUUUGUGUGGGUUGAGGUGUUGGUUUUGGGGUGGGUGGGUUGUUGGGUGGGGUUGGGGGGGGGGGGGGGGGAUUUGUUGGGGGGGGAGGGGUGGGGGGGGUGUGUGGGGGGUUGGUGGGGGGGGGUGGGGGGGGUGGGGGGGGGGGUGGGGGGGUGGUGGGGGGUUGGGGGGUUGGUAUGGUGGGGGGUUGUUGUGGUGGGUGUGGGGUGUGUGGGGGAGGGGGGUGGUGGGGGGGGGUUGGGGGGUGGGGUGGGGGGGGGGUGGGGUUUGGUGGGUUGUUGUUGGUGUGGGGUUUGUGGGUUUGGGGUGGGGUGGGGUUGGGGUGGGGGGGGGGGUGGGUGGGGGGGUGGGGUGGGGUGGGGGGGGUGUGGGCUUGUGUGGGGGGUGGGGGGGUGUGGGGGGUGGGGGGGGUGGGGGUUUGGGUUGGUUGGGGGGGGGGGGGGGGGGGGUUUGGGGGGGGUGUGGUGUUGGGGGGGGGUGUGUUGUGGGGGGGGGUUGGGGGGGGGUGUUUUGGGGGGGGUGGUGGGGGGUGGGUUGGGGGUGGUUGGGGGGGGGGGGGGGGGGUGGGGGGGGGUGUGGGGUUGUGGGUGGGGUGUGGGUGUGUUUGGGGGGGGGGGGGGGGGUGGUGGGUGGUUUUGUGGUGGUGGUGUGUUUGGGUGUGGGGGGGGGUGGGGGUUGGGUUGGUGGGGGGUGGUGGGGGUGGGGGGGGUGGGGGGGGGGGGGUGUUUGGGGGGUGGGGGGGGGAGUGGGGGUUGGGUUGGGGGGUGGGGUGGGGUGUGGGGGGGGGUUUGGGGGGGGGGUUGGGGGGUGUUGUGGGGGGGGUGGGUUGGGGGUGUUGGGUGGGUGGGGGGGGGGGGGGGAGGGGUGGGUGGGUGUGGUGUGGGUGGGUGGGGUGGUGUGUGGGGGGGGGGGUUUGGGUUGGUGGGUGGGGGGGGGGGGGGGGGGGGGGGGUGGGUUGUUGGUGGUGGGGGUGUGGGGUGGGGGGGGGGGGGUGGUGGGGAGUGGGGGGUUGUGGGGUGGGGGGGGUGGGUGGGGGGGGUGGGGUGUGGGGGGUGGUGGGGGUGGGGGUGGGGUGGUGGGGGGGGGUGGGGGAGGUGGGGGGGUGGGGUGGGGGUGGGGGUGUGUGUGGGUGUGGUUGUGGUGGUUUUGGGUGGGUGGGGGUGUGGGGGGGUUUUGUUGGGGGGGGUUGGGGUGGGUGGGGGGGGGUGGGGGGGGUUGUGGGGUGUGGGUGGGGUUUUGGUGGGUUUGGGGGGGGGGGGUGUGUUGGGGGGGGGGGGUGGGGGGGGGGGUGGGUGUGGGGUGUUGGGUUGGGGUGGUUUGUGGUUUUGGUGUGGGGUUGGGGUUGGUGGGGGGGGGUGGGGUGGUGUGUGUGGGUUUGGGGGGGUGGGGGGGGGUGGGUGGGUUGGGUGUGUGGGGGGUGGGGGGGUGGGGGGGGUGGGGGGGGUGGGGGGGGGGGGGGGUGUGGUGGGGGGGGGGUGGGGGGGGGGGGGUGGGGGGGGGGGGGGGGGGGGGUGGGGUGGGGGGGGGGGGGGGGUGUGGUGUUGGUGUGGGGCUGUGUGGGGGGUGGUGGGGGUUUGUGUGGGGUGGGGGGUGGGGGGUGGUUGGGGUGGUUGUGGGGGGUGUGGGGGGUGGGGGGGUGUGGUGUGGGGGGGUGGGUUUGGGGGGGGGGGGUUGGGUGGGUGGGGGGGGGGUUGGGGGGGGGGGGGGGGGUGGGUGGUGUGGGUGGGGGGGGGGGGGGGGGGUGGGGUGGGUGUGGGUGGGGGUGGGGGGGGGGGGGGGGGGGGGGGGGUGGGGGGGGGGGGGGGGGGUGGGGGUGGUGGGGGGUGGUGGUGGGGGGGGUGGUGGGGGGGGGGGGGGGGGGGUGGGUUUGGGUGGGGUGGGGGUGGGGGGGGGGGGGGUUUGGUGUGGGUGUGUGUUGGGGGUGGUGGGUGGGUGUGGGGGGGUGUGUGUGUGUGGUGGGGGGGUGGUGGGGGGGGGGGGGGGGUUGUGGGGGGGGGGGGGGGGGGGGAUGGGGGGGUGGUGGGGGGGGGGGGGUAGUGGGGGGGGGGGGGGUGUGGUGGGGGGGUUGGGGGGUUUGGGUGUGUGGUGUGGUGUGGUGGUGGGGGGGGGGGGGGGGUGGGGGGGUUUGGUUGAUGUGGGGGGGGGGGUUGGGUGGGGGGGGGGUGGGGGGGGGAUGGGUGGUUUAAGUUGUUGGGGGGUGUGGGGGGGGUGUUGUUGGGGUGGUUGGUUUGUUUUGUGUUGUGGUGUUUAUUGUUUGUGGGGGGAUGGGGGGGUUGGGGUGGGGGGGGGGGUUUGGUGGGGUGGGUGGUGUGUUGGUGGGUGUUUGGUGGGGUUUGGGUGGGGGGGUUUUGUUGUGGUUGGUUUUUGUGUUGGGGUGGGUUGGUGUGGGGGGUGGGGGGGGGUUGGGUGGUGGGUGGGGUUUGGGUGGUGUGUUGGUGGUUGUUGUAUGGGGGUGGGGUGUGUUGGUGAUGUUGGGUGUUAUGGGGGGGGGGGGGGUUUGGGGGUGUUUGGGGGAGUAGUUUUGUUUUGUUGGGUGUGGGGGGUUUGGGGGUGUGGGGGGGGGGGGGUGGGGUGGGGGUGUGGGGUGGGGUUGUGGGGUGUUGGGGGGGUGGGGUGGGGGGGGGGGGGGGGGGGGGUGGGGUGGGGGGGGUGGUGGGGGGGGGUUUGGUGGGGGGGGGUGUGGGGUUGUGAUAGGGUGGGUUUGGGGGGGGGUGGGUGUGUGGGGUUGGGGGUGGGUGUGGGGGGGGGGGGGGGGGGGGGGGUUGGUUGGUGGGGGGGGGGGGGGGGGGGGGGGGGGGGGGGGGGGGGGGGGGGGGGGGGGGGGGGGGGGGGGGGGGGGGGGGGGGGGGGGGGGGGGGGGGGGGGGGGGGGUUGGUGGGUUGGGUGGUGGUGGUUUUGGGGGUUGGUGGUUGGUUGUGGAGGGGUGGGGUGGGGGUUGGUGAUGUGUUUUAGGGUUUUAUUUAGGGUUGUAGUUAUUGGGAUGGUGGUUUAUGUUGGGGAGGCUGGGUGGUGGGUGGGUGUGGUUGGGGUUGGGGGUGUUGUGGUGGGGGGUUGGGGGGGGGGGUGGUGUGGGGGUUUGUGUUGGGGUAUUGUUGGGGGGGGGGGGGGGGGGUGGGUGGGGGGGGUGGGGUGGGUGGUGGUGGAGUGGGUGGAGUUGGGUUUGUUUGGGGGGGGGUUGGGUGGUUUUUGGGUGUGUGGGGGGGUGGUGGUGGGGGGGGGGUGGGGGUGGGGUGGGUUGGGUGUUGGGGUUGUGUUUUUUGGUGGUAGGGGGUUGGGGGUUUUGUGUGUGUUGGGGGGGGGGGGGGGGGGGGGGGGGGGUAGGGGGGGGGGUGGGGGUUUAGGUUUGGGGGUGGGGUGGGGGUGUGGGUUUGGGGGUGUGUGGGUGGGGGGGGGGGGGGGGGGGGGUGGGAGGGGGGGGUGGGGGUGGGGGGUUGGGGGGGUGGUUGGGGGUGGGGGUGGUUGGUGGGGGGGGGGUUGGUGGGGUGGGGGGUUUGGGGUGGUGUGGGGGGGUGUGGGGGGGGGGUGGGGGGUGGUUGUUGGGGUUGGGGUGUGGGUUGGUUUUGGAGGGGGGGGGGGUGGGUGGGGGUGGGGGUGGUGGGGGUCUGUAUUGUGGGUUGUGGUUGGGGGGUGGUGGGGGGGGGGGGGGGGGGUGGGGGGGGGUGAGUGGGGGGGGUUUUUGUGGUUGGGGGGGGGUGGGGGUUUGUGGGGGGGGUGUGGGUGGUGGGUUGGGGUUGGGGUGGGGUGGGGUUUGUGGGGGGUGGGGGGGGUGGGGGGGGGGUGGGGGGGGGGGGGGUGUGGGGGGUGGGUGGUGUGGGGUGUUGGGGGGGUUGGUUGGGGGGUUGGGGGGGUUGUGGGGGGAUGUGGGGGUGGGGUGUGGGGGGGGGUGGGGGGGUGGGGUUUUGUGGUGAGGGGUGGGGGGUUGGGGUGGUGUGUUGGGUGGGGGGGGUUGGUGUUGGGGGGUGUGGUGGGGUGUGGUGGGGAUGGGGGGGGGGGGGUUGUGGUGGUUGUGGGGGGGGGUUGGGUGGUUUUGGGUGGGGUGGGAGUUGUGGGUUGUGGGUGGGGGUUGUUUUGGGUUGGGGGGGGGGGGGGGUUUGGUUUGGGGGUUGGGUUGUGGGGGGGGGGGUGUUGGGGGGGGGGGGUGGUGGUGGUAGGAGGUGGGGGGGUGGGGGUGGGGGGAGGGGGAGGGGGGGGGUGUGGUGGUUUUUGGGGUGGGGGUUGUGUGGUUGGUUGGUGGGGGAUGGGGGGGAUUGGUGGUGGGGUUGGUUGGGGGGGGUUGGUUGGGUAUGGGGGUUGGGGGGUGUGGGUGUGGGGGGGAAUUUGGGGGGGGUGGUGUUGGGGGGGGGGGGGGGGGUGUGGGGGGAUUGUGGGGGGUUGGGGUUGGGUUUUUUGGUGGGGGUGGGUGGUGGGGGGGGGGGGGUGGGGGUAUUGGUGGUUGUGUGGAUGGGUGGGGGGUGGGUUUGUUUGGUUUGGGGGUGGGUGGGGGGGUGGGGUGAGGGGGUUUGGUGGGGUUGAGAGGUGGAUAUUUAGGAGGGGGGGGGUGGGGGUGGGUUAUGGUUUGGGGGUUAGGGGUUGGGGGUUGGGUUAUGUGUUGGAUAGUUAUGUGUGGUUUUAUUGGUGUGAUGGGGGGGGGUUGGGGGGUGUGGGGGGUGGGGGGUUUGGGGGGGUGGGGGGGGUGAUUUGGGUGGGGGGUGGAUGGGGGUUGGGGGGUGGUUUGUGGGGGGGGGUUUUUUGUGGGGUGUGGAGGUGGGUGUGGUGUGUGGGGGGGGUUGGGUUGGGGGGGGUGUUUUAUGUGUGGUGGGUGGGGGUUGGGUGGGGUGUGGGUGGGUUGAGGUGGGUUGUGGGGGGGGUGGUGGGGUAG